GCUGUGGACUCUGUAAUGACAGAGCUGGGUGAUGACAGCAGCCAAAAGAGUGUGGCUGGUUCCCAGACGUGUACAGGGAAGGGCUGCCCCACCUCACCUCACCUCUCCUGGAUGGCGCGUUCCUCACCCCCGUCACACUGCCGUGUUUAUUGUCCCUGCACUCCCUUCUUCCUACCAGACUAAUUGCACUCUGGGCCAUUGCAGGAUUUCAACAGGCUCCUCUUGCGUGUUUUGUAGAGCUCAAAGAUUCUUCAUAUAACAAACUUUGAAGUCAACACUAUGCAAUUAUCCUGUGGAAAGAUUUUCAUUUUUCUGCUUGUAAGGCUGCAAUGGAACAAAAGCAAUACCAAGGGCAUGAAAGUAAAUGGAGCAGGUGAUAGCAAUGGCUCAAUUAGAGAUAACAAUUGGUCUACAGUGCAAUCAACUUCAUGGAGAUUGGUUCCGACUGCAACUACUGCCAUAAAUCCUUCUAUCAUCAGUCAUGCUGCACCAGCAACGGCCAACGUCAAAGAAAAUGUAGCAGAAACAACAGAGAUGAGCAGUCAGCCAAACAGCACACCCCCAACAUCCACUGAUGGCACCACUUUAUCUUCAGUUGCCACUACAGUAUCUAAAGAUGGAAUAAACAACUCUGCCACAACCUUCAACAGAAUCCCAGUAUCUUUAGCGACACUUACAACAACAAGUGAGCUUUCUCGACUGACCAAAAGUGCUGCAGCUACUUCUACGUCCACAGAGAAAUCAAGUAACUCCACAGUCACCUACGGCACACCUUCGGCUGUGGUGCUCCCCAGUGAUAAUUCUUCAGCCAAUGCCACCACAUUGUUCCCCACCAGCGUUGCUCUGACAUCACCCACAGUGAAGGAGGAGGGUACCACAACAAACUCCAGCACCAUUCUGCAGGCAACUGAGCUGAACCAUAAUUUCAGUAACUCUUCUACUGCAUUGCCUGAUUCAAAAGAUGCCAAUGCAGACAAAAUGAACAAAGGAGAAGUAAUAGUUGGUGUCAUUGUAGGAGCCAUUUUGUUGUCUAUAUUAAUUGGUGUGAUUGGGUAUUUUAUAUGUGGUAAGAAGAGGUCUGAGUCUUUUUCCCACAGACGGCUUUAUGAUGAUACAAGGAAUGACCCAGUUCUCCACUUAGACAACUCACUUGGACCAUAUGAUACAAGUUUUGGAUAUGUGCCAGAUGACAGAAGCAGCACAGCACACAAGGCAGUGGAAGACAACUUAGGCUGCCCAUCUGACGGCAUUCCUAUGGCUGACAUGACACCAUCCCACCUUUCACUGUAAUGUCAGCUUCAGAUUAUCUUCUCACCUGUUACCCUCAUGCUUUCCUUUUUCCAAAAGGACCUGGCAGCUGUUCUGUUACAACUAUUAGUGUGCAAACGUUUUGGAAAGCAAAGGCAAAAAUCACAAGAUAAAGGGACAGGCAGCAGGCAGGGCCCCCAUCACUCUUUGACUUUGUAAUUAAGUGAUCAACCUAUGGCUUUGCUGGAAGGAUAUUAUACUUGCUUUAUUAGAAAUAAUAUAGACAAAUAGCAUCCAGGUAAAAUUCUGCCUUGGGUAACUUCUGGUCACGAAUGUGGACAUUCUAUGAAUUCCCCCUUUCACUAGAACCUCAGCCUCAGCUGAAAAC
Messenger RNA from Neopsephotus bourkii (Bourke's parrot), 1636 nucleotides. RefSeq names its product mucin 15, cell surface associated (gene MUC15). The transcript has 4 exons. Lineage: Eukaryota; Metazoa; Chordata; Aves; Psittaciformes; Psittacidae. The record is from RefSeq and is a predicted model, not a curated record. The coding region runs from base 280 to 1290 and encodes 336 amino acids.